UUUUGUAAAAUACGAGAAAAACAAUACCUAAAGUAGGAAAAGGGAAUAAUAUAUAUCAUAGAAAUUAAAAAUGAGUGGUUUUGGUGGAAGCAAUGGAUUCACUUUUGUGGCUAUACUAUGUUGGUUUAUGAUGAUAUUUAUACUAUCGGGUCCAGAAAUGAUACUGGUGAAUGGGGAAGCAAACGAUAAUAAUAAUAAAAAUGUGUUUUAUGGACCGGUGGAGCCGUACUGUUUGCGACCAACGAAACCACAUUGUCUCACAGAUAAGGAGUGCGAAGUGGGAUGUGCGAAGUAUCAUAGCUGGUUGCUAUGGCUCCAAGCAAUCACUCCUUAUGUUCAAUUUUCUGUCUCGCACCAUUACGCUUCCCAAUUCUUCUCUCUAUCUUCAAUUUCCAUCCUAGAGAUUUACGUCUACAAAGAAGCUGAAUCGUCAAGCAAUCAUCUCAUCACCGACUCAUCAUAUCUCUUGGUAGGUUGCUAUGGCGAAGGAUAAUUCUGCAUCUGAUGGCCGUAAUUCCGCCUGCUCGACGUCGCGAUCCGUUGCCGCCGCUGAGAUUUCCUUCUCCGGCGGAUCCUCAUCACCGAGCUACGGUUGCAAUCCGUUUCAAUCGCCGUCGUACGACUCAGCCGACUACUCAAGGAAGGAUUUCUCCUCGAUCUUCGAUCGCGAUUCUCGAUCUCCAUCUGAGACCUCGAUCAAUGAAGCCGAAGCAAUUCCGACUGAACGCCGGCUUUUCCAGGCCAAUUUCGUCCUCGAGUACCAGGAGCUGUACAAUCGCUACGCUCUCUGUCUCGCUAACCUCCACGAAUCUCUGGAGGAGGACAAUUCACUCCGUCGGGAGAACGAGGCUCUUCAUCUGGCCAACGUCGAUUUGGCCAACCGCCUGAGUCUCCUCCCUCAGCCAGCAAUCCAGAAUUGCCUCCUCUCCUAUUUCAGUCACCUCGGUAUAGGUGCUCGGGCCGCUCCUGUCCGCGGCGGCGCUCUCGUCGCGGAACCAAAACCUCCAAACGUCAGGCCACCGCUGAGAGCCACAGAGCAACACCGGCCAGAGAGAAGUGAUCAAGAGCUAGAGCAAGUCCAGCUCCCAAAGAGCAUUUCUGUUCGCUCCCGUGGCUACCAGAAACUUAAGCCGUCGCUGUCCACUAAUUUUCUGUUGAUAAUUCAUCAAUGGAUGUCAAUUCGAGUGGAGAAAACUUCAAUUUGAUGCCAUCUCGGUCUAUUGAUCUCUCCAAAUCAGGUUUCAUCACAGAUUGAAUAGAAUUCAGAACAUAUUCUUCAUUUGAGUUUGCCAUCUCCACUCCAUUUUCAUCACAGUUGAUCCAUAUUCAUCCUCUAU
Cuscuta campestris is the source of this 1337-nucleotide messenger RNA. The record is from the annotation of a GenBank genome assembly. NCBI's taxonomy places the organism in Eukaryota, Viridiplantae, Streptophyta, Magnoliopsida, Solanales, Convolvulaceae.